UGUAAAUAUUAUCACGCUGUCGUGUAUUCAUUUGGACAGUUAAAUGAUCAAGGAAGAACACAUGUAUUAUUCGAUGUAUCCUUGGAAUUGGGCCGACGGCCACUCUCGGGUUGCGUUUAGCCCCCGAUCAUCAUCAACAAGUUCACAGGAAGCUGAUUCGUUAGAAGGGGAGCCGACAGGUGUAAUAAGGGACCAUAAUAAGCGUGGGAGGCCAAGGGCUGAGAAAAUUUCAUCAUUGAUUUUGGAAGGUGCUCUCUCAACUAACAGCAUUAGAUGUCGGAUAUGUUCCAGAGUGUUUCCGAGAGAAAAAUCGUUGCAAGCACACAUGCGGACACACACGGGUGAACGUCCGUACUUGUGCGACUUUCCGGGGUGCUGCAAGUCGUUCUGUCAGAGCGGGCAGCUCAAGACCCACCAGCGUCUACACACGGGGGAGAAGCCUUUCGCGUGCUCCAUAGAAGGAUGCGACAGCCAGUUCACGCACGCGAAUCGUCACUGCACGGACCACCCGUACGCCAGCCUGCGGCGCGUCUCUACCCAGGAGCAGCUCAAGUCGCGGAUGGGAGCUAUAAAGGCCUCUACCAACCAGUCCGUGUCCGAGUGGCUCACCAGACACUGCAUGCAGCGUGAUGAACUCGAUGCCGUAGCGCCAACACAGCCAGAAAAGAAACUGAAACGCGAGUCGUCCUUACUUCCGCCGGCAACUUCUAUUGUGCACGUGCAACACAUCGAGGUGACGCCGCGCAACGAGCCCGAGGACGUUCCCAUGCCCCUGAUCACACAUCGAACUGCCGCCAACAUAUCGUCCGCUUCGUCAUUUUCGUCCUCAUUGUCGUAUGCAUCAUCAAUGACGUCAUCAGUGCCUUCCACCACGUCAUUUCCGUCAAUCGUAACCCCACCAAACCAGUACACAUCGUCUGUUCCAUCGCCCAUGCCGGCGCCUUUAACAGCUUUAAACCUCACAGUGACCGGAAACUCCAACACAACCUCUAGUGCAAUGGCCACCGAGCGUCCACCAAAACCUGUGGUGUCUCCGUCCAAGACAUUCUGUAAAUCUGGGCACAGGCCCUUUAAAAAGGAGGCUACAGAUAAGUGGGUAUCAGCUCUUGCCUUGCUUGAGCUAGCUCAGGGAGUGUCUUAAGCUUUUUGAUUCUUUUUGUUGCAGUAUAAGCAUACUUUUUAUACAAAACCUUUUCGGUCGUUUCACAUUAUUAUUGUGUAGACUGAAAGUAUGUAGAUCAAUGCCGACAAUUUUUAUGGCAUAUGCAUUUACUUUAAUGAGUAUCAGCUAUGAACUCAGUCAGGCCUGUCAAAACAGUUUUCUGGUGUAUCAUUUCAAGAAAUCAAAUUCUUUUACCUAAAAUAAUAAAGUAAGGUUAAGUGUUUGUUUUUUGAAAAUGAUUCAUGGUCUUUUGAAUAUUCAUAAAAUCAAAAGUUCACACAUAUAUGCAUUUUGAGACUUACUUGUUUCUAAAGUUUGUUAAUUUCAUAUUCUCAUAUUACUUUGGAUCUGUUUGGUGCUUCAAAGUUUGCAAUACACAAAAAUCUGCUUCAUUAAUCAAAACCAUUCCCCAUUAGAUAAUUCUAAAAUGUUUUUGACCAAGUGUUCAAAUUUUGCAUUUUCCCCAGUUCAGUUGCCAUAUCUGUUUUUGUAAAACAUUUGUUCAAGAAAUAUUUUGCAUAUUGAAAUAAAUGUGUUCAGAUUUUUUUUGAGAUUUACACCAAUCUUGCUUUAUAUUGUAAAACGCGUGUGUGUUUAAGUUUCUAUCUUAAUAGAAGGAUUCAGAUUUGAGCUUUUAACAGCUAAAUUAAAACAUUUCAUAGUAGUUGUGUUAGAGUUUGAUACUUUGCAGUGAUUGUAAUCUUUACACAUACUGUUGUGACUAUAAAUUGUUGUGACUAUAAUUUUAUUCAGAGAUUUAAAAUUUCAGUUUUCAGAAAUAUACAAAUAAUUUGUUAUUCCGUCCAUUGUAUGGUCUCCUUUAUUUUAAUAUGAAGCACUUAUGUGUAUGCUUUUAUGUCGUCUCUUGUGAUAAUGUAUUUAUUUAAAACUGUAAAAUAACUAUUUAAAUAAUUUAUCAAACAUAAUAUUUAUAUUCUAUCCUUUUUAUACAAUAUUAAAGACUUAUUUAUCUAUUGUUAUGUAUAUUUUUCACCAGAUUAUAUUGUCAUUAUUGUGUCUAUGUUUUCCAUGUACAUUUACUUGAUUAUGCAAGAAAAGAUGGUUAAUAUAUCUCACACUGCCAUAGAUGUGUAGUUUAAAUGUUUUUCAUUCUCGGGACGGGGGCUGGUGCUCCAACAUGUUCACAACUCUGAAACCAUUCCCUGUGACAGCCGAAUAGCGGGUUCCUUUAUUAUGACUGAUAAUUUUUUUUUCGCUAUGAUGCACAUUGUAUUUAUUGGAUUUUUUUUUUAAACAUUUAAAGAAUCAUUUGAAAAACCAAGAUUUCAAUAUUUUUAAACUGAAAUAUUUGUACCCGGCAUUCAGAGUGAAAUUCAGUUUGUGAGUAUUUGGUCGCCAUGACUGUCAUAAAAAGCACCAGCUUCCCCGCCCGAACCCAACAACCAGUGGAGGCUGCCAGAUUGUACAGUGUGACUGUGUCGUGUUUUCCCCAUCUCAUUAUCUCCCUUCGAUCUCUCAUUAUCUCUCUUGAUCUCUUACAUGUCCUCUUUUUUCACUUCAAUAUUUGUAUAGGGCAAAAUACUCAUGGUUAUUUUCAGCACUAUUUUGUUUCACGAAGUGGCUUUAUUUGGCUCAAACGAGUGUUUGUUCUCUAUUUACUAGAAGGUUUUCUGUAAAAUUUAUAAUAUAUUUGAUGAAAAAGCCAACAAUCUUCAACUCUUAAUAUCAUAAUACAUUGUUUUAUAUAAAAUUUUGAAAAAAAAAAACUUACAAAAUUUAA
Messenger RNA from Mya arenaria, 2903 nucleotides. Its product is annotated as zinc finger protein 367-like. Gene Ontology annotation, cellular component: nucleus. Gene Ontology annotation, molecular function: DNA-binding transcription factor activity, RNA polymerase II-specific; RNA polymerase II cis-regulatory region sequence-specific DNA binding. The coding region runs from base 44 to 1141 and encodes 365 amino acids. The transcript is spliced from 4 exons. Lineage: Eukaryota; Metazoa; Mollusca; Bivalvia; Myida; Myidae. Gene Ontology annotation, biological process: central nervous system development; regulation of transcription by RNA polymerase II. The record is from RefSeq and is a predicted model, not a curated record.